Molecule: messenger RNA, 978 nt
Organism: Saxophila tyrrhenica
Lineage: Eukaryota; Fungi; Ascomycota; Dothideomycetes; Mycosphaerellales; Extremaceae
Exons: 1
Coding region: 1-978 (325 amino acids)
Source: RefSeq, a predicted model, not a curated record
AUGUUGAAGUCGAUACUGUCAUUAUGGCUGUUAUCGCUGGUAUGCGGGAUGACAUGGGCACAGGAUAACAAUAACCGCUUCACACCGCCUGGCUUUGAAAACACAAGUACGGAAUCGAAGACGAGCACGAGAACGAAGACAACAGCGACAGAUGCUGCAAACUCGCAAGAUGCAGCAGACAACACGGCGACAUCCACGGCCACCACAGAUGUACCUGCGAGGCAGUCCAACGUGCAAGCCCAAGCUACAACAAGCGUCAACACGGCUGUUCAGAAUGUCGGAGGAGCAGGAGGGGAGGGUGCUUCGGACAGCCUGGCGUCCACAACGACUCCGGCGGGCUUGACCACGACGAUAUCUGGAUCACGAACUACGGGAGGAGCGGUGACGAUCCAGCCAGACUCGCAAACAUCAUCCGACGAUGGCUCAGCACCUCUCACAGCGGAUGCACAAGACUCAGAAGGAAGCAGCAACUCGAGGACCGUUGGGCUGGGUGUCGGCUUGGGCGUGGGCAUUCCUCUCAUCAUCGCAGUAGCCGGUCUCGUCUUCUUCCUCCGCCGCCGCAAAUUGAGUCGGAACUACCGCUCGAGCGGCGCCUCUGCUGCCCAUCUCCGCGAACAACCGGCGAUGGCUUCGGGAGCUCCAGCAUUGGCUGGCAUGUCAGAGAUGGGACGCUCGCCAUCGAAGUGGACGCUGCCACGCACGCCUUCGCAGCACUCCCUCGUUGCAAUGCCCGAGCCGGCCGCCGAACCACCCAUGCAGUCACCGCCACAACAGCAACAUUCAAUGGCUCGAGGACCAUCUCAACACGCCGCCCGCCCAAGCUACCCGGAACACGAGAACCUGAUGCCCCAGCCACCUCCCUACGAAGACGCGCCCUCACCGCUGGAAGAGCAUGGACGCGGUGACAUCUCGCCUGUAUCGCCCAUAUCGCCUGCGAGCAGUAGGCCGCCUUCACCGUUGAACGAUCAUGAGCGAUGA